AAAUACUUAAAUCAUAAAAUCGAAUACAUUUUGCCUAAUUGAUGCGCUUUUGUUGUAGCGAUGUUGUAAAACGCCGUUUGGUGGUAUGGUAGUCAUCGAAACCUAGGACGUUCCGACCGAGUCAGUGCAAAGUCUCUUUGGUCAAACCUUGUACUUCGUCGGCGUAUUGUAGGAAUGACCGCUUAAUGUUCCUAGAAGGCGCUUCCGCAUGGAGAUGACUAAAAAACAUGGUUUCUGCGAAAACAUAUGGGCGACGAGUUUCUUCUUUCUAUGCUCAUUUACUAUGGACAUGCAGGUUUCACUAUGUACUCGUAGUAGGUGUCCUUCAGAGGACAUGAUCUUAUAGUCCUAAAUAACGUUUUAUGGUCAAGCGCUGACAUUGUUUCGUAAAGGAUGACUACUUCUCAUGAACUACGUAACGAAACUAUUUGGCAUCGCAAAGAACCAAGACUGGUCUAUGCUUGGCUCAUUAGCCUAACGCUUUAGACUAACCAAAACUAUGUAACGCAAAACCAGUAAUGCUGUGGAAUGACUUCAAUAGAAACAAGACAAGAUUGUUUGAGUGUGCAAGUUCUUAGAAGAAUUGUAGACCGCUUCACCUUUCUAAACAUUGAACCGAUGCAGCGAAACCCGAAUGUGCCAACUACAACUAAUAUGUAGAGUUAGUUAAAAAUGAAAUACUUAGAGUUAAGAGUACAAAAGUUUAAGUUCAAAUACUCAAAUUCACAAUUUUUUGUAUCAUAUCUGGAGCUUUGUGAAGCAUCUCUUUGUACUAUAUAGUUUACUCGUUUUCGUUUAUCCAACUAGCGGUAAAAAAACCAAACUUGGCUAAGCAUUGAAAAAUUAACUAAAAUGACUGCCGCGAUUUGAUAGACUAGACCAAUAUCCAUCAGGUCUAGGUAUUUACUUAAUAAAGUUCUGAACUUUAGUUCUAGUAAUAGUCUAUUCCUAAAAAGCUAAAAUUUUAAUCCCAUUCCACAUUUUUUCAAAAAAGUGCAUCCUAAACGAAACACUUAUGUUUAAGAGUAAUAGAAUUCAAUGUUCGGAAUUUUCCUCUUAGUAGUGAAGUCUUAAAGUGAAGAUAGACUUAGGAUAGUUGAACCACUGUACUUUUGUGAAGAGAAUACCGCUAGAUAUGGAUCAAGAGCUACACAUCUAUUAACGAAUCGCUUUCAUUAUAUUACCAAUCUGAGGCGGUUAACGUCUAUUCCUGCCGAUUCGCCUGGUUUCACGAAGCUGAGUCAUCAAGUCUUAAGUUAGCCUUCAGUCUAGUGACAGCUGGAGAAUCGAAAAAAAAGUGCUUAGACACCUCGUGUUUCUCCUUAAAGUGAAGAUACUUGAAAAGUUUUCCAGUAAUAUGUUAAUGUUGUCUAUAAAUUUUUUUAAUUUUAAUUUUUCAGAGCUUGAGCCUGGCAAUGCUAAACUGAUAUAUGUAUGUAUUUUCGGUUUUGAAAGAAAUAAUGUGGAAUAUUCGAAAUUUGCUGCAAUUUAUAAUUUGUUUUGUCUACUAAAUCUACAUUAACGCAUGGAUCUGAAAGCACUUUUAUUGAAUUCUAUUUCGAGUAAACAACCUCUGCUACUUAAUAGACGCAUGCAUAUCGGAAAAUGCUGUUAUUCGGUCACCUUUGAGGUUGAUGGUAAAAUGUUAACCGUUAUACGCAUAAGACAAAUCUAUGCCAAGGCACCUUUUCAAAUGCGCGUGCAGCGGCGUCAACGAUUCCUGCAGAAAUUGAAAAGUUGCUCUUCGAUAAGUGACAAUUCCGACCUUAAGCCGAAAUCUUCGCCAACACGUACAAUUCUACCCCAAUUUGCCGAUUGCUCAACCCAAACAUCGAAGCCGGAAGUGCGUAGUCGCUCAACGGAGACGGAAAUACACACACUUCCGGUGCAUCGUGAACAACAGACCAGUCGUCGCAUACUGCGCAAACAAGGCACACAAACCGAUCCAAAUACUUUGUGUCAUGGCGUUCAAACCGAACGUAAAAUAUUUGCGCGAGCCACCCAGACGAACGAAAGUGGCGCCGAAACUUCAACAACCCAAACCGAAUCCUAUUGCUAUAGCAAUCAGGUGCAAACGGAACCGUUCGAGGAUGACUUAAGUGCUGAGCGGGAAAAGGAGGCGGUUGUAUUUAUGCUAAACGAAAUCGGCGAAAUGAUUAUCAAUCAAAAUCAUUUGCUGCAGAACAAUACAACAAUGUUGAGUCAGAUGUCGGAGAUGACGAUGUUGAAUAAGGUGGCAGCGCAGCAAAAAAGCUGCCAGAAUUAUGAGAAAAAGUAUAAAUUUCACCGUUUCACUCGAAAGCAUGGUAGAUUCCGUUAUUCACCCAUGCCGUCAAAACCAUUGCCAGUUGACAAGAGGUGGGGUAUAAGCGAAAUCAAUGGGCACAAACUAUUUAUCCCAUAGGCCUCUCCACCAAAACGACGCAAACGCGGCAAGAAAUUCAAAGACGCAAGCGUUUUAGCCUCUUUUGUUUGAAAUUAUGACAAAAUUCGACUUUAUUCAAAUUAUACACCUCCGAAACUAAUAGAUUAACCAGUCUGUGAUCUAGUGAUGAAUUUACAAAUGGUUUGGUCACUUUAUGUCACGAUUGAUCAAUGCAAAUUUGCUUAUUUACUUGCUCUUACUAUAAUUGUGACACGAAUUUGCUCAAAAUCACUCAUUUUUUCUAUAUUUUGUAAACUAAAACUCUUAAAGGUUGUAUGUAAAGGGGUUUUCAAUAAAAGCGCACCAAUGAAAAAGUA
Messenger RNA from Bactrocera oleae (olive fruit fly), 2742 nucleotides. RefSeq lists its product as uncharacterized. NCBI's taxonomy places the organism in Eukaryota, Metazoa, Arthropoda, Insecta, Diptera, Tephritidae. The record is from RefSeq and is a predicted model, not a curated record.